GCAAACACAGCUAAAACCUGAAAUAAAUGAGAGAAGAAGAAACCCCCAAAGAACAAGAAAAAGAAAAAGAAAUACAUUUUUGAUUUAUCAGGAAAACAACUACAUUUUAAAUAAUCUGUGUUAUUUUUUGUUAUGAGGUUUUUUCUUAUCGUUAGAAUAUUUCCUGGUGUCUAAAUGGGUGCACAUUACUGCGCCAUUUGUAAACAAACGACAUUCUCCGGGAAAAAGCAUGUUUUCGGAAAAAGUCACCAAAGCAGACUUAGAGUCGUUCUUCUCAAAUUUACUGAAAAGGUGAAAGAAGCUCGUCGAACACUCAAAAAGCCUCAAGUAGAAAAGUUUGAUUGCACCCAGCACAAGCAGAAGAUCUGGUGCUACUGCUGUGAGGUGGAAAUAGAGAGAAACGUUACAGAUGACAACAUGACUGUACUGUAUGGAGGCGUAAUAGAGCACAUGGCCACACCAGAGCAUAAGAAUAAAACUCACAAGUUCUGGUGGGACAAUAAAGCAGACCCAAAGUUGAAAGACAAAGUCCUUUUCACAGCGGAGGAAGCUGAAAGAUUUAAAGCUGAAGUAUCAGAGGUUUUGGAGACAUUUGUGGAGAAGGAGGAUGAAUAUAUUAAACAGGAAGCUGAAUUUAUCAGGGCCCAGGAGAAACAUCGUCAGGAGGUCAUGCAGACUCUUUUAGAGCGUAAAGAAGAGCCGGAGUUGUCUAAUGGACCUAACAGCAGCAGGCUGUCUGCAGAGGUUCCUGUCAGCUCUCAGUUACAGAGUCGAGGGUGGGGCCAGCAGAUGGGGAACGCCUUUGCUGAUUCCAUGUCUGAGGUGACCCAGACCGCGGCAGGACAAGGCCUGACGUUUAUAGGUUAUCAGGAUUCAUCAACCAGUGGGAAUGUUCAUACAGGCGCCGUUCCUCCUUGGCUCCAAGACGAUCCUCUAGAAGGGACUUCAGGAGCUGCUCCACAGAAGGAGAUUGGUCCGUCACUCCAGGACUUCCUCAAGCAGAAGGAGCAAGAGAAGCUGAAGAAACUUCCUCCAAACCGAGUAGGAGCCAACUUCGAUCACAGCUCACACACCGACGCCAACUGGCUUCCCUCCUUUGGAAGGGUGUGGAACAGUGGGAGGCGCUGGCAGUCCAGGCAUCAGUUCAGACAAGAAGAGCGGCAAAAGCGGAAACAGAAGAAGCAGCAUGGCACAGAGAGCUCAAAGAAGGCAAAAAUGACUGAACAGCUGUCGAGUUCUGGUGUAUAAAAUGUGACGUUCUUUAACUCAGGAGUGAAAUUAUGCAUACGCUGAUUUAGGUCUUAUACUUUAUUACUCAUUGGGAUUACUCAGUCCAGGCAAGCAAGACACCCUUCUGCUAUUCAUAUGAAGGAAUGUGUUUAUGAUGCAUAUGUUGAGUAGGAUUUGUAAUAAACACUCACUACUGAACAUUUUAAUGUACACGAGGAACAUUAAAAUUUUAUUUAAACAAACUUCA
Molecule: messenger RNA, 1477 nt
Organism: Nothobranchius furzeri (turquoise killifish)
Lineage: Eukaryota; Metazoa; Chordata; Actinopteri; Cyprinodontiformes; Nothobranchiidae
Gene: cenatac
Product: centrosomal AT-AC splicing factor
Source: RefSeq, a predicted model, not a curated record